ACAUACAACUGAUUGGCUGGAAUUAAACUUUCCUAGCUGCUUCCGGGUUACUUUCUAUUGUCGGUGUUCAGAUUUGAACAAAGAUUACUAUCAAAUAUUAUCAUCAAACCUUUAUGUUGACGACGAUUCAAACGGACAGGUGUCAGGCAGGGUAAACUGAUUUGGACCGGACCACCCGACCCUAUCAUCCCAGCCAUGGAGCGUGUAAUGGGCGGAGUGGUGCCGCUGGUCCUGGGUGGACUGGGGCUGGUGCUGCUCUACCGGCUGCUCCAGAGGCUCCAACAGGGGGCUACCAUCCAGGACACUGUAGUGGUCAUCACUGGAGCCAGCUCUGGCCUGGGAAGAGAGUGUGCUCGGGUGUUCCAUGCUGCCAAAGCAAGGCUGGUUCUGUGUGGCCGGGACGGAGCCAGGCUACAGGACGUCGUUCAGGAGCUCAUAGCCACUGCAGCAGACAGCCAGCAGCAGACGUACACCCCCUGUAUGGUGAUCUUUGACCUGUCCGACACAGCGGAGGUGGUUGCCAUGGCCGCAAAGGAGAUCCUGAGUUGCUACGGCCACGUGGACAUCCUCAUCAACAACGCCGGCAUCAGUCACCGCGGCAACAUCCUGGAGACGCACAUCUCCGUACAGAGGGACGUCAUGGACACCAACUACUUUGGGCCCAUAGCUCUAACUCAAGCCCUCCUGCCCUCCAUGGUUCGCCGGCACAGUGGACACGUAGUGGUCAUCAGCAGUGUCCAGGGGAAGAUUGCUAUCCCCUACAGAUCAGCUUAUGCUGCCUCCAAACACGCCACCCAGGCCUACUUUGACUGUCUGAGGGCUGAGAUGGAGCGCUACAAUAUCCAGGUGACAGUGGUCAGCCCUGGCUACAUCAGAACCAACCUGUCUCUUAACGCUGUCACGUGUGAUGGCUCCAAAUAUGGAGUCCUGGAUGAGACAACAGCUUUAGGGCGGGAACCGAAAGAUGUGGCCCAAGUGGUCCUGAAGGCUGUCCAUCACAGGAGUAAAGAGGUCCUUUUGGCUGGGCCCCUGCCCACUCUGGCCAUCUACAUUCGCACCCUGUGGCCCGCCCUCUUCUUCAAAGUCAUGGCCUCUCGGGCCCGCAAGGAGCAGAAAUCCAAAGAUGAGUGAGAAGUUGGAGAGGAUGUGACAAAACUAUGGGAAUGGAUAAAUUGAUUAAUGCACACUGACUUGCAAAUGGAAAAGUUGUUUUGUUCUAAAGCCACAGUGUGAUGUGUAGUGUUUCAUUAGAUGAAAUAACUGAAAAUCUUAAACUGCUUCAACUUCAAGGUUAACAUCUUGCGAAGUGUUCAGGGUAGAUCACAUUAACAAUUAUGAUAUUGACGUGUAAUAACAUUUCAUAGCGACCUGAACAUUGAGUACAUUUCAUUUGUUGAAAUGAUUAGCUUUGGAGUUUGUUCAUGAUAAUUUGUGAAUUAAACAAAAAUACAGAUCAAUUUGAUGUCGUUGUGUGCCCCUGAGCUAUACUACCAUUACUGGCUUAGCUCAUAGACCUGUUAGAAAACUCAGUUGCUCUGUCAUCUGAGUUCUUCAUGAGUGAAUACUGUAUUAUGUGAUGGUUAUUGUUUUUGAACAAAACUGUUGAUGGUGCAGAUAUAGUAUAGACAUCCAGGGAUUGUUUCUAAUAACCUUAUUUCUCUCAAAUGAUAUUUAUUUGUGGCCUCAGGUAUAUAAGCACAUUACAAUUAUAAACAGGACAGGGUGAAAACAUGUACAGAAGCCUAAUACAAUAUACUACGUGGUAACACGUGCUGACUGAGAAUUUCAAUUUACAUUAAUACAGAACAAUUUGAGUGAACAUUGAUCAAAACCAUCUUCAAAAAAAUCCAACAGGAAAUGUAAACAUUUCUGGAGCAUAUGACGAGUGUCAGUCCAGCGAUUUUCUCAGAAUGUUCUUGCAGUGUAACGUUUCUAGAAGUUCUAUUUUACAUUAAAGCUGCAAUAUGUAUGUUUUUGGGGCGACCUGAAAAGCAUCCUCCAUUCGCUAAUUAAGUGCAUAGAUGACAUGUAUUUUUUUUUUCACUGCCCCGAGACAGGUGCAUGAUAAUGGGCCAUUCUAAAUCAAAACUAAUUUCACUAAUUAUUUAUUAUAUGUAAAGACAAGAUUAAAUGAUGGGUGAGAAUAUCACUUGUGAAUGAUGCCCAGCGUGUGCAGUAACGCAAGAAGCAGCACAUGCCUUUUUUGCUGCUUUUUGAAAUCAUAGUUGCACACCUCACGCAAGAAACAGCACAUGCCUUUUUUGCGGCUUUUUGAAAUCAUAGUUGCACACCUCACGCAAGAAACAGCACAUGCCUUUUUUGCGGCUUUUUGAAAUCAUAGUUGCACACAUGUAGGCCCAUAGGCCUAUAUGUUCUGAUAAGGUUUGGAUCACAACUAAAAAGUGUCCAAAUAACUUAAAUUAAGCCGCUUUACAAUCGAUGUUGAGCUUAACUGGCAAACAUAGGCGGCACAUGAGUUUCAAGUUUGGGGAAGAAAGAAAAAAUAUGCACCUUUAUGCAUGUAAUGCUUUAUUAUAGUCACAUUUGCGGUCACUUUUGAGAACAGCUAAUUGAUUGCAUUUUGGAACAUUUGCUCUUAUAGCGCAUUGCUGCGCUUAUGUGAAGAAAUAGCAUAAUAGUUUAUCAACAUUUUAAGCCAAACGUUCUGAUAGGUUGCAUCAGCCUAAUUGCUUUUAGGUUUGAUGCGAGUGGUAUUAAUUUGGGAUCUAUCACAUCCCGCAACUGUCCCAGAGUAUGUUCUUGCACAGAAUAGGUCAACCUUUGUACUAUGGGCGAUAGUAGAUUGACAUAGGCUAGUGCUUUUGCUGUUUGUUAGGCCUACUCAUCUUAUGUGGACCGUUCUAACAUCUUCAAAACACUCCUCGGAAUUCGAUGAAGGACGCACGCUGUUGCAUCCCCAAUGUGUCUGUAUUCACUUGUAGCCUACUUCAGAGUUGAGAUGCCUGUGAGAAGGACCCGAUCACAUGAAGUGCAUUGGCUAAUAAGAAUUGAGAUAUCUGAGAGAGCCAUGUGAGUGAGAGGUGCUUCGGAGCAAGGCUGCUGGGAGAAGGGAAUUCUAAUUAUUAUAUUUCAGCCCAUGGGCACACAGCCACUUUGGCUGCAAAAGCCAUGGGUUUUUUAGGGGGCAUUAUGGCCACACAAGGGGGAAGCCGCCAGGGAAUUCAAGGCCUGUUGAGAAUAUUAUCAAGUGCUUGUCAAAUUGUGAAUGAGAGACUGAUGAAGUGUGUGCAGCCUGCACAAGAAACAAUGCAGAGCUCAUUCCUUUCAUGCAUAUUUUUUUUUCAAAUCAUUAGAGGUACAACAUUCAGCCUUAGAAUAUAUCAAUAUAUAGCUCAAUGUUUGUAUCACAACUAAAAUUGCAUAAAUAACUGUUUCUUAUAGCCGCAUGUGCGCAAUCCUUUGGAAUUAAUUUGGAGAAAAUAUACUUUUGUAUUCUUCAUACAAUAAAAUAAUGCUACUGAA
Molecule: messenger RNA, 3483 nt
Organism: Oncorhynchus tshawytscha (Chinook salmon)
Lineage: Eukaryota; Metazoa; Chordata; Actinopteri; Salmoniformes; Salmonidae
Gene: dhrs7b
Product: dehydrogenase/reductase (SDR family) member 7B
Exons: 7
Coding region: 196-1131 (311 amino acids)
Cellular component (GO): membrane
Molecular function (GO): oxidoreductase activity
Source: RefSeq, a predicted model, not a curated record